This is a messenger RNA of Effrenium voratum, 231 nucleotides long. Lineage: Eukaryota; Dinophyceae; Suessiales; Symbiodiniaceae. The record is from the annotation of a GenBank genome assembly.
AUGCGAGUCUUUGUCGGGCUCCUCGUGCCGCUGGUGGCGAGUCAGAACCAGCUGAAUGCCACAACGGUCUGUACAUAUCCCAGGACCUGCUCCACCUUCCUUUCGGACGACUUACCCUGCAUGACGCUGGAGUAUGCGCGGGUGCGGCCUGCGGAGGAGUUUCGAAAUCUUGGCUCGUUGGAGGGAGGACUUCGGGGCAUGGAUGGUCCCGGUCAUCGCUUCUGGCAAUAG